AGGGGGUUGGGUCAGACGGAUGGAAGAAAUGCUGGCACCUUUCUCCUCCCUCAGCCCACGGCCGUGCCUGCGUGUGCUGGACAUGACUGGCAUCCAGGACGGUGCCGAACACGGUCCGGACAGCGUCACCCUGUGGUCGAGGACAGUACUGCUGGCCAAAGCCUGCCUGGAAGCAUCACAACGCCGAACCGAACCGCGUGGCACCAAAGAGCAGAAAGGUUCCCCGGUGCCUCCGGUGGAAAUCCGCGUCGACCUCUUCGUCAACAGCACCUCCGGGGCCAUCUUGAAGGCAGCCCUACGUGGUAGGGGGGCCCUACGCCUGCGCUGCCGUGACUUCCACGCCGAGGAGCUCUCCCUAGGAGGCACCUUGGAUCUGUUGGAGGCCUUGGAGCCAGUCGGCUUGCGACGCGUCGAGCUGCGCUUCAACAACUUGGGAUUGGCUGGGUUGUGCCAGGUGGUUCCGCGGCUCGCUCGUUUCCCAGACCUGGCCAGCGUGAGGUUGCCCUACAGCAACGUGGACGUGAGGAGGCCUGGGAUGGAAGAUGGGCUGAGGGAGCUGGCCGAAGCGUUGGGUUGGUUGCAUGGGCUGAGGGAGCUCAACCUGGGCUCGUGCCGGCUGGCGGGGCGGCUGCGCUUGCUGCUGGGGUCCCUGCAGCGCCCGCUGGAGAGCCUGGAGCUUCCCUUCUGCCACCUCCAGCCCUGCGACCUCACCUUCCUGGCCCGCAGCCCUCACGCCUCGGCCCUGAAGAAGCUCGACCUGAGCGGCAACGACCUCUCCUCCUCCCUCCUCCCUCCCUUCCUCCAUCUCCUGCCGGCCGUCUCCUCCUCCCUCCGCCAUUUGGACCUGGCCGAAUGUCACCUUGGGGACGCCCACCUCCCCGUCCUGCUGCCUCCUCUCAGGCUCUGCGUCCUCCUCUCCUACCUCGGCCUCUUUGGCAACCGCUUGUCCUCCGUGGGGCUGAAGGUUCUGCUGGAGGGGACCCACCCCCUGUCCUCCCUUCGCCUCGUCGUCCACCCCUACCCCACGGAUUGCUGUGACAGCCCUGACGGUGACGGUGACGUCCCCGAGGGCUGCGUGGCUGCGCUGCAGGAGGAGCUGCAGGGGAUGCUGCGCAGUGCUGGGAGGGAGGAGGAGGUGUGGACCAGCAGUCUGCAGCAUCACGGGGGAUCCGACUUCUUUGCGCUGUGAGAGGGGACAGCUGGGAGGUGUGGGGACAGAGGGACAGCAGGAAUGGUGACAAAGGGACGCCGGGAGGGGUGGUGACAAAGGGACGCCGGGAGAUGUGGUGACAAAGGUGUGAUAAGAGUGGUGAUAAAGGAACAGUCAAGAG
Meleagris gallopavo (turkey) is the source of this 1331-nucleotide messenger RNA. NCBI's taxonomy places the organism in Eukaryota, Metazoa, Chordata, Aves, Galliformes, Phasianidae. The record is from RefSeq and is a predicted model, not a curated record.